UGGGGGAUAUUUUGGUUGUUUGGUGGGUUUGUUGGUGGCUAUUGUUUGGGUGAGUAUGGCUUGUUAUAGUAUAACGGAUAAUGUUGUGGUGACGGCAUGUUCGUUUUGGCUUUCUUCAAUGGUGAUGUUGGUUUAUUAUGGGGCGACUCGGGGGAUGGUUGAGUCGGUGGGCGUGCUUGUUUUGGCUUUGAUAUGUUUUGUCGUGCUGGAAUUGAGUGUUCUGGCUGUCUUGGUGGUGGCUGUGGCUGAACCGGGUGUGCUUUGGGCUAUUCCUGGGGUCUUCUAUGACAGUUGUCGGCGGGCAAUAGUAAAUAAGAUACGGCGUUAA
Nematocida homosporus is the source of this 328-nucleotide messenger RNA. RefSeq lists its product as uncharacterized. The record is from RefSeq and is a predicted model, not a curated record. The annotation marks the transcript as partial. Lineage: Eukaryota; Fungi; Microsporidia. The transcript has a single exon.